Thelazia callipaeda (thelaziosis nematode) is the source of this 1311-nucleotide messenger RNA. Lineage: Eukaryota; Metazoa; Nematoda; Chromadorea; Rhabditida; Thelaziidae. The record is from the annotation of a GenBank genome assembly.
AUGGAUUCAAUGUGGCUAAAAUUUAUCCUUCUUAUUACAAUGGUUGCAGUCACUUUUAUCGCAGGGAUGGUUCCAGUUAAAGUGUUGAAAAUUCUAAGAAAACAUGCAGCAUCGGCAUCAACAUCAGCUCAGCAUCGACAUGCCUCCCUGGUUCUAUGUUUACUAACUUGUUUUUCUGGUGGUGUUUUUUUCGCCACAUGUUUUUUGCAUCUUUUCCCUGAGCUUACUGAACGCCUUCAUGAGAUUAAAGAGGAAUAUGCAAUUUCCAUAUCAUAUCCGUUAGCCGAAUUACUAUCAUGUAUCGGUUUUUUUCUUUUAUUUUUUAUUGAGGAAAUCAUUCUGCUCUUCUUACCUUCUGGCCAUGCACAUGGUUUAACAGCCACUGAAGUUGGUGAAAGGUUACACGAACGAAAUCAUGAUGAUCACUGUUGCCAUGAAAAUGUUCAUACUGACGUUCCUUCGAAAAACUGCUCUUCAUGUGGUCCUAAAGAUGAGGAAUCAUCUAGAAAAGGUCUGUUGUGUCAAAGGAAUUCUUCUCAUCGGUCAUCAUCAUUAGAAAGCCAACAUGCGAAAAAAGAAUCACAUUACAGUCACCACAUUGAUGGAAAAGACUCAACGCCUUUGCUUCGGCAGUAUGACAAUGGCAAAUAUGGCGCUGUUUCUCGGGAUUCUAGUCAGUCAUCUGGCAAACGGAAAACUUUGACAUUAGCAGAACCUGAAGCGUGCGAGCGGAAUUGUGAUAAUAUCAAAGAAGAUCCACCAAUUUUAAUGAAAAGUCGUCGUCAUGCUCACAGUCAUGGUGUUCGUAGCAUUACAUUUAUACUAGCUAUAUCGUUUCAUUCUAUUAUUGAAGGUCUAGCAUUUGGUGUGCAGUCAGAUAAAACUCGAAUAAUAACUCUGUUUAUAUCGCUAAUGGUUCAUAAAGUUAUUGUGGCAUUUUCCGUUGGACUGCAGUUGGCUCGUACUCAUGCCCAUGCUUUAGGCUGGGUAUCUGUGAGUAUGGCUCUUUUAUCAGUUAUGACGCCACUUGGUGGUUUUAUUGGUACAUAUGUUCAAAGCUCACAAAUGGAUACACAAAUUAAAGCCUUGACUAUACUGAUUUUGCAAGGAAUUGCUGUCGGCACAUUUAUUUACGUCACAUUUUUUGAAGUUUUAUUGCAUGAACGAGAUAAUGAACACCCGAAUCUUUUGAAGCUAGUUUUUAUGCUGAUAGGAUUUGCAUUGAUUGGUGGACUGCGGUUGUUUGACAAUCACUCUCAUUCGCAUAAAUCCCACAUGGAAGAAGAUGCAUUUAUUACAUCACCUCCAUGA